CUUUUCUGAGGCUGCUGCAGACAUGGCGACAACACUGCAGCCGCUUAUGCUGGAAAGAGAUGUGGCUCGAGCCAUUGAAUUGCUGGAGAAGCUUCAAGAAAGUGGAGCAGUGCCAAUCCACAAACUCCAGUCUUUACAGAGAGUUUUACAGAGUGAAUUUUGUACUGCUGUCAGAGAGGUUUAUCAGUACAUGCAUGAGACAAUAACCAUCAGUGGCUGCCCAGAAUUCAGAGCUCGUGCAACUGCAAAGGCCACUGUUGCUGCUUUUGCUGCAAGUGAAGGUCAUUCUCACCCCCGGGUUGUGGAAUUGCCAAAAACUGAAGAAGGUCUUGGUUUUAAUGUAAUGGGUGGAAAGGAACAAAAUUCACCAAUCUACAUCUCUCGUAUUAUCCCUGGAGGUGUUGCCGAUAGACAUGGGGGCUUAAAGCGUGGUGAUCAAUUAUUGUCUGUCAAUGGAGUGAGUGUUGAAGGGGAACACCAUGAAAAGGCAGUUGAAUUACUAAAGGCUGCUCAGAACAGUGUUAAACUGGUAGUUCGUUACACGCCCAAGGUGUUGGAGGAAAUGGAAGCAAGAUUUGAGAAGCUGCGAACUGCCCGGCGCAGACAACAACAACAACUUCUGCUCCAACAGCAACAGCAGCAAGUCCAACAAAAUCAUAUGUCAUAGAUUUGUCAAGAUCAAUCUUCCAGACACCAAGUUCAGAACGAAACCUGGUCUACUUAUGGCUAUUUGCCAUCUAAGAAGACUGUUACAAAUUGCUGUGGGAGAUGCAAAAUGUUCAGAUAGAUCAUUUGCGAUAAAUGUAGAUAAAUCAAAUGCAAGAUACUGUGUACAUCAUGUUGUAAAUGAUUGUGAAGUUUUAGCUAAGCUUAUUGUAGCUUAGAUCGAAAUGGCACAAGGUUUUUUGCAAAGUAAUAGAACAAAAGUAUUAAGAGUCAUAGUAAGUGUUACAAUUUUUUUCAAUAUGAUUCUGUUUCAUUGCACCCUAAUAUGCAGAGUUUGGACAGAGAGGUGUACAAGAUUUUCAAUUCAUUCAUAUUGGUUUGCAAUUUUUAACUAGAAGAAGAUUGCAUUGUAAUAAAAAUAACCUUAAACAAAUGGUAUUUCUAAAGGAAGCAUUAAAGAGAUAUCAUAUUUUAAAAUUGUUAUUCUUUUUCUA
Messenger RNA from Hemiscyllium ocellatum (epaulette shark), 1160 nucleotides. It is a transcript of the gene lin7a, whose product is annotated as lin-7 homolog A (C. elegans). Gene Ontology annotation, cellular component: MPP7-DLG1-LIN7 complex; basolateral plasma membrane; synapse. The record is from RefSeq and is a predicted model, not a curated record. The transcript is spliced from 6 exons. Bases 23 to 667 code for a protein of 214 amino acids. NCBI's taxonomy places the organism in Eukaryota, Metazoa, Chordata, Chondrichthyes, Orectolobiformes, Hemiscylliidae. Gene Ontology annotation, biological process: maintenance of epithelial cell apical/basal polarity; protein localization to basolateral plasma membrane; neurotransmitter secretion. Gene Ontology annotation, molecular function: L27 domain binding.